CUCUCUCUCUCUGUCGCGAGUCCCGCUCUCUGUCUCACUUCUUUGCUGAGGUCAUUCUCUCCGGCGCCUCUCAACUGCAAUCGUCUCUGCCAUUCUCUCCGUCAUCCGGCGCCUCUCGACUGCUCAUUCCCUCCGGCGCCGACAAGUGCUGCUCCUUCACCGACUCAAGCUUCUCGUUCGAGAUCCAUUGACGUUGGUGCUUUCAAAAUUUUGCUCAUCUCCAAAAUCUGGUACCAUGGAAGGGGGAUCAUCAAAUAGUGUGUCUAUUGAGCAGGUAGAACCAACUGAACAAUUCUUGGAUGAUAAUGAUCUUGAACCAGUCGAACAAUUCUUGGAUGAUGAUGAUCUUGACAUAUUAAUAGCAUGGUUGUGCAUUGUUAUGGUGGACAUGUCCAUGCAUACGGAAGAACCUAAACUAUCAGGACCCGAAUGGAUAAGAGAGAUUGUUUAUGGACAUUCAGAUAGAAUAUAUGAAGCAUUCAGGAUGGAGAGACAUGUUUUUUUAAACCUAUGUGAUUUAAUGAGGACAAGAGGUUGGUUGAAAGAUAAUCAGUAUAUUAGAAUAGAUGAACAAGUUGGAAUCUUUUUAUCUUUGGUUAGUCACAAUAACUCCAAUAGAGAUUUAUGCGAGAGAUUCCAACGUUCGGGAAAAAUGAUCAGCAAGUAUUUCAAUAUAGUAUUGAAAGCAAUUCUCAAACUCUCCAAAGAGAUUAUCAGACCACCGUCCUUUGAUGUCGUCCCACAGGAAAUUCUUAUGGAUCCUAGUCAUAAAAAUUACUUUAAGGACUGCGUAGGUGCUAUGGGUGGCACCCAUAUAAAAGUUAUCGUCCCCGAGUCUCAGCAGAUCCGAUUUAGAAACAGGAAAGGGAUUACCACCCAAAAUGUGCUAUGUGUUUGUUCGUUUGAUAUGAAAUUUACUUUUGUGUAUGCUGGGUGGGAAGGAUCUGCCAACGAUUGUCGAGUGCUUUCAGCAGCACUCGAGACUCCUCGAUUGCAAUUUCCUCGACCACCAAUCGGGAAAUAUUAUGUGGUAGAUUCUGGUUAUACAGCACUUCCAGGAUUUUUAACUCCCUUUAAAGAUGAACGGUAUCAUCUGAACGAUUACAAAGGGAAUGGAAGACAGCCAAGAACAGCAAAAGAAUUGUUCAACCACAAGCACUCUUCAUUAAGAAAUGUCAUUGAGAGGUCAUUUGGGGCAUUAAAGAACCGCUUCACCAUUUUAAGACAUAUGCCUCCAUUUCCAAUUCGAAAGCAAGUACUUAUUGUAAUUGCAUGUUGUGGUCUCCAUAAUUAUAUUCGUGACCAAGACAGGAUGGACAAAAACUUCUCCUUAUAUGAAGAUCCAGAGUACCCAUUUGGACCUAAAGAUGUGGAGGUUGUAGAUGAUACAUUGCAGGAGCAGACAAUUGGGAUGAACAUGCUUAGGAAAAAUAUUGCAAACAAAAUGGCAAGAGAUUACAAUAUACCUGAAAUUUCAUAACUUUGUGUUUCCAAAUUUUGUAAUAUUGGUUUUAAGCACUAACUUAUCAAAGUCAAUAUGAUGAAGUUGAACAAUGGACUACGUUACUUUAUUAUUAUGAUGUCAUGUAUGAAGGAUCCAUGUAGAGAUCUAUAAGAUACCCUUUUUCUUGCUA
Eucalyptus grandis is the source of this 1634-nucleotide messenger RNA. Its product is annotated as putative nuclease HARBI1. The coding region runs from base 236 to 1480 and encodes 414 amino acids. Lineage: Eukaryota; Viridiplantae; Streptophyta; Magnoliopsida; Myrtales; Myrtaceae. The record is from RefSeq and is a predicted model, not a curated record. The transcript has 5 exons.